Helicoverpa armigera (cotton bollworm) is the source of this 3793-nucleotide messenger RNA. RefSeq names its product cationic amino acid transporter 4. The record is from RefSeq and is a predicted model, not a curated record. The transcript has 8 exons. NCBI's taxonomy places the organism in Eukaryota, Metazoa, Arthropoda, Insecta, Lepidoptera, Noctuidae. Gene Ontology annotation, biological process: amino acid transport; transmembrane transport. Bases 280 to 2304 code for a protein of 674 amino acids. Gene Ontology annotation, molecular function: amino acid transmembrane transporter activity. Gene Ontology annotation, cellular component: plasma membrane.
AGCUGCGCGCGCCGUCGUAUCUUCAGCGUAAUAUAGAACUAAGUUCACGCGAAUAUCGUCAGCUGGCUUUUCACCAUUGCCAGAACCUUGUUUAACUAUUGCUAGUGAACUGAGACAGUUAAUAAGACCAGAAUUUAAAAAAAUGUGUCGUACAACUACGUAUGAAAUGUAAAUUACAAAGCUAGUGGAGUGUGGUUGGAAUCUGUGCAUUGAACAUACUCAAUAUAGAUCUCCCAUCUCACAAAUUUCUACGCGCAGUAUAUUAAUAACUUGGGCAACAUGCCGGGAGCCAGGCAUAAGAUUUUGGGCCAUGUACUUUCUGGCUUUUGCCACAAAAUGAAUCGCCGUAAGCCUAUCUACGGCGACUCGAUGGACACUCCAUUGAACCGAUGUCUUACAACCUUGGAUAUUACUUUGCUGGGGAGACCCAGCAGCAAACGUUGUGCCCAUCAGUUGCGAGUCCCCAAAUGUGUGGGGCACAUGGUUGGAGCUGGUAUCUAUGUGCUGACGGGAACUGUCGCGCGGCACAUGGCCGGCCCAGCAACAGCCCUAAGUUUCCUAUUAGCUGGAAUAACGUCUACCUUAGCCGCUCUCUGCUAUGCUGAAUUUGGAACUCGAAUUCCGAGGGCAGGCAGUGCAUAUGCGUAUACUUAUGUCAGUAUUGGUGAAUUCUGGGCGUUCAUCAUAGGUUGGAACAUUGUCUUAGAAUAUAUGAUAGGAGCCGCCUCGGUAGCCAGAGCCUGGUCCGGGUAUCUAGACGCAAUGUUAGAUGGUGCAAUAAGCAACGCUACUAUUUCAAUAACAGGGGAAAUGCACGAAACUCUGUUAAGCAGAUAUCCAGACGUUUUAGCAUUUCUAAUAUGUAUUGUGGCGUCGCUUAUUUUAGCUGUUGGCGUCAAAACUUCAGCCUAUAUAAACAACGGUCUUACUAUCUUAAAUCUCUUAGUUAUAUCUCUUGUGAUUUUCCUUGGUUUCUAUUACGCCGAUCUUGGCAACUGGUCAGAAAAGAAUGGUGGCUUCAUGCCCUUUGGUGUGAGUGGCGUGUUAGCUGGAGCAGCCACUUGCUUUUAUGCUUUCGUGGGUUUUGACAGUAUCUCAGCGUCGAGUGAAGAAGCGAAAGACCCGUCCCGUUCGAUUCCCAUCGCCACUAUCCUAUCAAUGGCACUUGUUGCUUUUGGAUACAUUUUGGUGGCUUUAGCUUUGACGUUAAUGGUUCCAUAUCAGAGUAUUAACCCUGAUGCUGCAUUACCGGCUGCCCUCGGCGCAGUUCACGCGGAUUGGGCUAAGUACGCGGUUGCGGUUGGAGCGGUGUGUGGUAUGACCACCACUCUGUUAGGAUCCCUUUUCUCUCUACCACGCUGCUUAUAUGCCAUGUCGGCAGAUGGUCUUCUCUUCGGUUUCCUCAGCGAUAUUAACAACAAGUCACAAAUCCCGAUUGUUAAUCUCAUUAUCUCAGGUCUAUCUUCGGCUUUAAUAGCCCUUUUGUUCGAUCUGGAAAAACUUGUUGAGUUCAUGUCGAUAGGAACUCUGCUAGCGUACACUAUAGUUAGUGCUGCCGUUAUCAUAUUGCGUUACCGUCCCGUUCCACCAUCAGAUGAUAAGAUUUUCGGAGUACCACAGUUGGAGUCACCUGGUGACCGAGAAGAUAGUUCUGCGACCGGCACCCCGGCUACUGAUGGGGGCUCAUCUUCUUCUGAGAUGUUUGAAGCUUUGACAGUGGGUCGUCUUCGCGCGCAGUACGCGUGGUUGGAGCCACUGGCAGGCGGACGGGCCCCGGGUGCCGCUGUCACGAGCUGCGUCUACACAUUCACGGCUGCUGCAGCUGCCCUUUGUGCCCAUAAUCACUUCUUAGCUGAGCCGGCUGGGUUGUGGGCGUUGCUCCCAGAUUUUGUCCUCAGCUUUAUUAUUGUUGCGUGUCUGGUGAUAAUAUGGGCCCAUCAACAGAGUCCCACUCGGCUACCGUUCCGCGUACCCUGGGUCCCGCUGCUCCCAGCUGUCAGUGUCAUGCUGAACGUAGAACUGAUGAUCAACCUCAACGCACUCACAUGGGCCCGCUUCGCUAUCUGGAUGACUUUCGGUUUACUCCUAUACUUCUUGUACGGGAUCCACCAUAGUAAGUUGGGUGAAGGUGUGACGGGCCUGCUGUCUCGGUCAGCUAGCGGCGGAGGGCACGGCGGCGGAUGGGGCGCGGUAGAGAAGACCAGCGCCAUCGCCCGCCGAGUCGGCCGCUUCGCCCGCGGCAGCAAGGGAGACGACCGCAAACCCAUAAUAGGUGAUGACGAACUCUCCAGGCGCGAGCCGUGAUUCUAAAUUUACUUACAAACAACCAAAUGUGUACGUUUUCUUAGUGUUGCCAGCUUUCUAGAACUGAUUUGCUUGAAUAUUGGUGUAGCCACAAUCUAUACACGAAUCACUGUGAUCAAAAUUCGGCGAGAUAAUGGACAGAUGAGUACAUAGGUAGGUAUAUUAUGGGCGUAUCAUGAAAUCUAAUUCUUAUUUCUACGCUUUAACACAGCGAUCGACUUAUUGAGUAUUAACGUAAUUUUUGUGCUUGUACUUAAGUUAUUUAAUUAAUAUCGCAUAACUAUGUAAUUCGAUUAGUCUAAGCUAAGUAAUCAAAAAACGCCUCAAAUAUAAUUUUAUUUUAGUUCAAUCUAUUUAUGAAUCAGAAAGUUCAAUCUAUUUAUUAGGAACUAAUGUGUAGAUCAGUGCAUAAGAUACUUAGAUCACAUUAACUUAAGUAACGGAAAUAGCUACAGUGUGAUUGGGUAAGACUUAUGCCCACAUAUUAACAUUAUAGACGAAAAUUUUAUUCUAGUAGAAUUAUAAAGGAUAUUAUUAGGCUACAUAUAAGAACUUGUUGCGUAUUAAUUUAAUUCAGCCAUAUUCUAUGGUUUCAUUUAUUUGUUGUCUCUCAAAUGGAUUUGACUGUGUUUGUGCUUAAUUGUGGUAAGCCUAUUUAGUGUCCUAAGCUUUUAAAUGUGUAGGAAAGCUAUUUAUUUUUGACACAACGCAUUUAGAGGGUCGAAAACACUUGGUCUAGAAGGCAAACCAAUGGGGUGGUCCCCGGCAAGACAAACUUUUGGUAAAAUGGUCCCUCGUGACUAAAAGGUUAGGAACCCACUGGUCUAGAGUCUAGCCAAAUUAUUAAAAAAAUGAAAUUACAACAUUUGAUGAAAGAAUCAAAUUAAAUGUUUUAUUAUCAAACAAAAUUGAUUUCAUAGUGCCAUAUUGAUGUCAAACAGGGUCAAUUAUUGUAUAAAGGCAGAAUGCUGAGACGACUCAUCAUAUUGAGUGCCUAACGUUACAAUCAUUUCUAGCUUUUUUACUUGUUUCAACAAAAUUUACAAAAGAAUUUUGAAUUAUAGAAGUUUAACGAAAUUUAUUAUAAAAUAUAUUGAGGUAUUGGGGAAAAGUGAAACAAAAUAAUAUUCACUCCAGAUCUUUUGAAAUUGUUUAAGAAAAUGCUUUAUUGAAAACUGUAUGAAUGCACAAAAUAAUCUAUCCUCACAUAGUUUUAGUAGAAAAUGUUUCCCAGAAAUGCCUGGCUGGUUAUGUUUUUAAAGAAUUUAUUUUAGAAAUAUACAUUUUAGAAUUUAUGACAGUUGCAAGUUAUAACUUAGCACAAAGUGUACUCUUAUAUUAUUACGUAAAUGUCUUCACAUGUAUGGAUUUCUUGUACCUACAUAUACUAAUGGCGCAAAAUUACAUAAAUGAACUACAGCAUCGUUGUUAAAAAGAUUGUAUAUUUUAAGUGUUGAUGUGUACAUAAAUAAAUUAUAAUAAUACGUCA